AUGGAUGCUGCUACUGGAACCAAUGAAGAAGUAAUAACAAAUUAUGUCGCAAAUUUUGAGGAGUGCGUGAUGGUAGGUCUUGUACGCGAAGCCGCCCCUUCAUCAAUCGGGGAUGUAGCUCAGAUGGUAGAGCGCUCGCUUAGCAUGCGAGAGGUACGGGGAUCGAUACCCCGCAUCUCCAUAAUUUUAUAUUUUCAUUCUUUUAAACUUUGGGCCAAAUUGUAUAUGGCCCUCUGUGAGGAGGAAUUCAUCAAAGAAGGCCCGUUAUCAUCAAUUGGGGAUGUAGCUCAGAUGGUAGAGCGCUCGCUUAGCAUGCGAGAGAUGGUAGAGCGCUCGCUUAGCAUGCGAGAGGUACGGGGAUCGAUACCCCGCAUCUCCAAAAUUCUCUUCCGUCCAGUAACACUUACACCAAUUCUUCUUCGAAAGUAA
This is a messenger RNA of Sphenostylis stenocarpa, 429 nucleotides long. Lineage: Eukaryota; Viridiplantae; Streptophyta; Magnoliopsida; Fabales; Fabaceae. The record is from the annotation of a GenBank genome assembly.